Ostrinia furnacalis (Asian corn borer) is the source of this 1015-nucleotide messenger RNA. RefSeq names its product peptidyl-prolyl cis-trans isomerase NIMA-interacting 4. Gene Ontology annotation, biological process: rRNA processing. NCBI's taxonomy places the organism in Eukaryota, Metazoa, Arthropoda, Insecta, Lepidoptera, Crambidae. The record is from RefSeq and is a predicted model, not a curated record. Bases 76 to 612 code for a protein of 178 amino acids. Gene Ontology annotation, molecular function: peptidyl-prolyl cis-trans isomerase activity; DNA binding. The transcript has 4 exons.
UCCGGCGUGUUGUUGUAAUACAUCCAACGAACGAGGCUACUUUUUAAGUGAAAAAGUUAAUUUAAGUUUCAUUAAAUGCCACCUAAAAAGCAACCAGAAAAAGGCGCAAAAGGUAGUGCUAGUAGCAGUAAAGGUAGUGGUGGAAAAUCUGGCGGUGACUCAAAAGUUGAAUUUACUGGUACUAAAUCUGGUACAUCUGGUGGCAGCACGGUAAGUGCUGGAAAAUCAGUCGGUGACACAAAAGCUCACAAUUUUUUUAAUAAAGCAGCUGUGAUUCAGCCCACUACUAAUGAAUCUGGUGCAAAAGAAAAAAAAGGUGGAACAGCUGUCAAAGUCCGUCACAUCUUGUGCGAGAAGCAGUCAAAAUGUUUGGAGGCAUUGGAGAAAUUGAAGGCUGGUCAGAAAUUCCCGGACGUUGCGGCCGCGUACAGUGAGGACAAGGCCAGGCAGGGCGGGGACCUCGGCUGGAUGACUCGCGGUUCCAUGGUGGGCCCUUUUCAGGAUGCGGCGUUCGCCUUGCCCAUCUCAUCGGUCACGAAUCCUGUAUACACAGACCCCCCAGUGAAAACGAAGUUUGGAUACCACAUAAUAAUGGUAGAAGGGAAAAAAUGACUGCCAUGGUGUUUGAGUUUGAAUAUUUCUGGGCGAUACUUUUGCUGUUCAUAAUGGAACGGAUAUGCUGCCUGCAAGAGCAGUUCGACAGGGACUUCACCAAGUUACCAGACCCGGAGAGAUCUAGCGAAUCUCUCAACUCGGACCUCGAAGAAUUUUCUAAUAGAGAUGGCGGUUUGAAGAUGAGCUUCCUUCGCUUGUGCCGCCUGAUGCACGUCACCAUGCUGCUCAGCCUCGUCUACUUCUGCAACAUCUGUCUCUGGUUCAUCAUGACCAAGAAGAACUCGCCCAGAACCCUUAGAUAUACAUUCAAAGUUUCUAUUCCAUCGUCAUAAUGCAGUUUGAUAAUAAGAAUAAAUUUUUGUUAAUAAGUGAUAUGAAAUACAUGUUUAUAUUGUUUUUA